This is a messenger RNA of Colletotrichum navitas, 1102 nucleotides long. RefSeq names its product YjeF N-terminal domain-containing protein. The transcript has 4 exons. The coding region runs from base 354 to 1016 and encodes 220 amino acids. The record is from RefSeq and is a predicted model, not a curated record. Gene Ontology annotation, molecular function: NAD(P)HX epimerase activity. NCBI's taxonomy places the organism in Eukaryota, Fungi, Ascomycota, Sordariomycetes, Glomerellales, Glomerellaceae. Gene Ontology annotation, cellular component: mitochondrion.
AUGUCAGCCCGUCGCACGUCCCUUCCGUCUUCUUCCACCCUUCUCCUGAAGUGGUCGGCAGACUUCAACUCAUUACCUUAACGUCACCUGCCAAUCCCAAAUCAACACAAACGAAGUCAUCACGAAGCUAACUUUCCUCCGAUAUGGCUCUCAGAGUGAGUGCUGCCGAGGACCUGAAAAAGGCAAAAAAAUACUGAUCGCUGGGUGUAGACUCUUGGUGCAAAGGCGGCUGCGGCCCUCGAUAAGGACUUGAUGAGUACUGGUGCCUUUUCUAUUGACCAGCUGAUGGAACUUGCCGGUCUAUCCGUUUCUCAAGCCGGUAUUAUUGACGUCGACCCAGAGCGCCAUGGCAGAUGAAAUUGACAUCUGAUGUAGUCUACCGUGUUCACCCACCUAGCCGGGGCGUGAAUGUCCUGAUUGCCUGUGGACCUGGAAACAACGGUAGGCCUGGGUCCCUGCCGAGAGUACAACGUAAAGCUCACCUAGCUGCAGGGGGCGACGGAUUGGUUGCCGCCCGGCAUCUUCGUCACUAUGGCUACAAUCCGACUGUUUACUACCCCAAGAGAAGCAAGAACGAAUUAUACCAACGACUGGCGCAGCAGUUGGUAGAUCUGAACGUUCCAUUUGUCGACGAUUUCACGGCGGCUCUCAAGUCAACGGAUCAUAUCGUAGACGCCAUCUUCGGAUUCAGUUUCUCUGGCGAAGUUCGCGAGCCGUUCCCUGCAGUGAUCAGGGCACUCGAAGAAACAAAGUUGCCUGUGACAUCGGUUGACGCUCCUUCGUCAUGGGACAUCGAGGGUGGCCCGCCUCCGUCUGGCCCUGGCAGCUCUUUCCAACCUGCAGUACUCGUCAGCCUGACGGCGCCCAAGCCGUUGGUUAAGCAUUUCAAGGGGCGCCAUUUCAUCGGCGGAAGAUUCGUAUCGCCGGGCAUUGCUGAAAAGUACAAUGUGGACAUUCCGCCAUACGAAGGCAUCGACCAGGUGGUAGAGGUUGACAACAAUGGUCAGAAGCUAUGAAUGAGUCAGUCGACACGGUCUUUUUUUUUUUCUUCUUUUCUUGUUGGUUGCUGUAGUAUUUACCGUUCUAUCUCUGGGGACCUAGA